Molecule: messenger RNA, 1690 nt
Organism: Cornus florida
Lineage: Eukaryota; Viridiplantae; Streptophyta; Magnoliopsida; Cornales; Cornaceae
Product: probable transcription factor PosF21
Exons: 5
Coding region: 239-1513 (424 amino acids)
Biological process (GO): regulation of DNA-templated transcription
Cellular component (GO): nucleus
Molecular function (GO): DNA-binding transcription factor activity
Source: RefSeq, a predicted model, not a curated record
CAGCCUUGAGAAUUCCAUAGUCGCGUGGUAGUGUAUAAAGAAAAUGCUCAUUUUCUAUAUCUCCAUAUAUGUGUCUUAUCGCCGACGCCUUACAUUGUCGUCUCAGAUCUCUCUCUUACCAUUUGCAUGGAAAAGCUGAGGACUCUCUUUGGCUUCUUCACAAUCUUUUCCAAGUUAUAAAAGUUUUGGGUUGUCGAGCUUUGUGUUCUGAGCUUCUAGGCUUUAGAGAUUGUACAAGAUGGAGAAAGAGAAGUCCGUGAGUCACAGUGGAGGUUCACUGCCUCCGUCAGGGAGGUAUACAGUCUUUUCACCACCUGGGAAUAGUUUUAACGUGAAAUCAGAGCCUUCACCAUCAGCGACUUUGCCUCCCUUGGGACCUGGUGGUACAUCAGAAUCAGUUCAAUUUGGUCAUGGGAUGUCGUCAGACUCUAGUCGGUUUAGCCAUGAUAUUAGCCGAAUGCCCGAUAACCCGCCUAAGAAUAAGGGCCACCGGCGUGCUCAUUCAGAAAUUCUUACCCUUCCUGAUGACAUUAGCUUUGAUAGUGAUCUUGGUGUCGUGGGUGGCAUGGACGGGCCUUCGUUCUCGGAUGAGACUGAAGAAGAUUUGUUUUCUAUGUACCUUGACAUGGAUAAAUUCAAUUCAUCUUCUGCUACAUCCACAUAUCAAAUGGGUGAGCCAUCUUCUGCAGUGGCUCCAGCACCAGUUCCAGCACUGGCAUCAACAGCAGCAACCCUUUCAGCUGAGAAUGUGGUCCCUUCCUCUAGUGAGAGACCAAGAGUUAGGCAUCAACAUAGCCAGUCCAUGGAUGGGUCUACUACAACUAAACCGGAGAUGCUUAUAUCGGGUACAGAAGAGACAUCUGCAGCCGAUUCUAAGAAAGCCAUGUCUGCUGCUAAGCUUGCUGAGCUUGCUCUCAUUGAUCCAAAGCGUGCUAAAAGGAUUUGGGCAAAUAGACAGUCAGCUGCAAGGUCAAAGGAAAGGAAGAUGAGGUACAUAGCCGAGCUUGAACGAAAAGUCCAGACUCUGCAAACAGAAGCAACUUCAUUGUCUGCUCAAUUGACCUUGUUGCAGAGAGAUACAAAUGGUCUAACUGCUGAAAACAGUGAACUGAAACUGCGGUUGCAAACAAUGGAGCAACAGGUUCAUUUGCAAGAUGCCUUGAAUGAUGCACUGAAGGGGGAGAUCCAGCAUAUGAAAGUACUAACUGGCCAAACUAUUCCGAAUGGUGGACCCAUGAUGAACUUCCCUCCGUCUUAUGUAGCCAACCAGCAAUUUUAUCCCAGCAACCAUGCUAUGCACACAUUGUCAACUGCACAGCAGUUUCAACAUCUGCAGCUUCAUUCCCAGAAGCAGCAACACCAGAUUCAACCGCAUCAAUUGCACCAGUUUCAGCAGCAACUUCAGCCGCAGCAGCAGCAGGAACAACAUCCUCAACAAACUGGAGAUAUGAAAAUGCGAGGCUCCAUGCCAUCUCCGAGCCAUAAAGAAAAUGCUUCAGACAUUGAGGAGUGAAAUUGGCAUGUUGGCCAGGCACUUGGGGAUUAGGGGUCAAGUAAUUGUUCAAAAUCUUUGGUUACAAUCUUUUGUGAGAAAGGUUGUUUUGCCAUUAUGUUUAGUUGUUUAGAUGCAUCUCUAUGACAUUAUUUUCUAGUCAGUUAAAAUUGGUUUUAGUUAAUAGAGUUUGAUUUA